AUGACCCUCAUGUAUUGCAUGCAGUCUUCUCUAAAGCAGCAAGAUAGCCCGGAGGCAUUUCCUUCUUUGCGUUUGCUGCUGCUGCAUCCUUCUCUUGUCCCUCCUUUCUUUCAUGAGGAAAAUUUAUUAGCAGAGACAUGGAUAUAUAUGACUCUCCCCCCCACAACCAGCAGCAGCAGCAACAGCAGCAGCAGCAGCAACAGCAGCAGCAGCAGCAGAAACAGCAGCAAAAGGUACAAGAAAAAGAAGAGCCAACCACCUCACCCCCUCCUUAAUCCAGAGCUGCUCGCCCGGCUACACCCAAAGUGUGCCCCUGGGGCCCGCGUGUAUUUCUUCUUUGAGGUACAGCAGCAGCAGCAGCAGCAGCAGCAGCAGCAUGAGCAGCAGCAAGAGCAGCAAGAGCAGCAGCAGCAGCAGAUCCGUCGUCAGCUAAUAGAAGCAAUAAGACUCCUCCGUCUCAGCGCCAUGGGGCCCCAGAUAGAAAAUUCCCCUUCUGAGCGUUUAUUUGAAUUCAUAGAUGUGGGGCCCCCCAGUGGGGCCCCCUGGGCCCCCUGGGGGAGCCCGUCGGGGGCCCCCCAAGGGUCUGAUUAUAGAUUUGUAGAGCUGCGAGAAGACGACGGCUGGCUUCAAGGAAAAGUUGUACCCUAUACUGUAGCCUUUGAGGAGGAAAUAGAGGGGGGCCCCCAAGAAGCGGACCCUGCUGCAGCAGCUGCUGCUGGUGCUGGUGUUGCUGCUCCGCUGCAGCUGCGGCUUGCUAGUGGGGCGCAUUGA
Molecule: messenger RNA, 771 nt
Organism: Eimeria maxima
Lineage: Eukaryota; Apicomplexa; Conoidasida; Eucoccidiorida; Eimeriidae
Exons: 3
Coding region: 1-771 (256 amino acids)
Source: RefSeq, a predicted model, not a curated record